Molecule: messenger RNA, 318 nt
Organism: Iphiclides podalirius (scarce swallowtail)
Lineage: Eukaryota; Metazoa; Arthropoda; Insecta; Lepidoptera; Papilionidae
Source: the annotation of a GenBank genome assembly
AUGAGCAAGCUUUCUGAAUUUGUGGUCAUGGUCGGUCGUAUCUUCGGGCUGCGCGAUGUGCACAUCUCGUACCAGCGCUGGAGCAGCGAGCCGCAGAGGCGGCUGAGCGCGGCCAUCAACUGGGACGCGAACCGGGACCCCUCGCAGAAGCUGAGCGUGGACGUGCAGCUGGACAAUAAGGGCCGCUGGCACAGGGCCGGACACCUCGCGCUCUACUACCCCGGCAGGGUGGUCAACGGGGAGUUCGAGUUCCUGCUCAAAGGUGGCGCUCUUCAAAAUAAAGCUGAAGGGCAUGGAAUGAAUAAUCACUACAUAGUA